AUGGAGGAGGGAAAGGGCGAUCUCACUGCACUAUCUUCGUUGGCAAACGCCAUAUGGAGAGCAACUCUUGCGGGAUCCAUAAUAUGGCUGGUGGUGAAUCUUAUAAUGAAGGAGUUGGUCAAGCCAAGCCACCAUGUUGAACCAGUAUUCAGAGCACUGAGUGUGUUCUUCUGUAUUGCUCUCAUUGCCGUUGCCAUUGCUCUUAUAUGCAUCGCUCUUCUAGAUUGUCAAAACAUAUGCAAAGCAGUCAUGGGUUGGAUGGCACCAUCUCCCUCUACUACAGUUGCCCAACACGGUCAAGAGAUAGCGUAA
Molecule: messenger RNA, 312 nt
Organism: Ilex paraguariensis (yerba mate)
Lineage: Eukaryota; Viridiplantae; Streptophyta; Magnoliopsida; Aquifoliales; Aquifoliaceae
Source: the annotation of a GenBank genome assembly